This is a messenger RNA of Photinus pyralis (common eastern firefly), 2351 nucleotides long. RefSeq names its product trimethylguanosine synthase (gene Tgs1). Gene Ontology annotation, biological process: 7-methylguanosine RNA capping; 7-methylguanosine cap hypermethylation. The record is from RefSeq and is a predicted model, not a curated record. Lineage: Eukaryota; Metazoa; Arthropoda; Insecta; Coleoptera; Lampyridae. The transcript is spliced from 10 exons. Gene Ontology annotation, cellular component: nucleus. Gene Ontology annotation, molecular function: RNA cap trimethylguanosine synthase activity. Bases 129 to 2219 code for a protein of 696 amino acids.
ACUAUGCGGACUUCAAUGUGUAUAGAUUUUCUAGUCACUUUUCCAAGAGCAAAACACCAACAAUAAAUUUGCAUUCUUUUUUCCUUUUACGCCCUUGUGCAGUCCUUUUAAUGUGAAGGAAGAAAGUGAUGUACGAUUCUGAGUGGGCCGCUUUGGCAGUGUUUCACUUUAACAAGAAACAUUUGGCGGAAGAAAUUUAUUGUUUAUGUAGCAGGGUUUUUACAUGGAAUUGCAAAUACGAUCUUCAGGAUAAUCCCAGUGAGGAGUGCGCUAACGAAAAUAUAGAAGAGCUCGAUUACGAGAUCGUUCCAUCGCAGUUAAUAGAGCAAGGCGACAACUGCGACCUAAACUGGCACGAUUACUGGGCGCUUAAUGGCGAAAGGUUAAUUUGGGAAUCGUGGAUUGCCAAGUAUAGCUCUUACAUAAAUCCGGAAUUCACUCAGACGUUGUGCGAUCAAUCCUCGGUUUCGAAGCAGUCAUCCCUAGAUAAACCGGAGAGCGCUUGCAGCCUGAAGUUAUCUUUCGAUUCGGCAAGUCCCCAUCUGGACAGCAGCGAUUACAGUGCUACCUUAGAAUGCAGCAUCUCCAACGAACCAAAGCAUGAGGUGAUCGAAAAAAAUCGCAUGCUCGUCAGAAAUCUGUCCGGCAGUGAGUCAUACGAUAAAUUAAACAGAGAGGGGGAAGGUUGGAACCCGCUCUCGCCGUUAAGUAACGAUUACGAAACCGAAAUCGAAAGGCUGAUCACAUCCAGAUGCGACUCGCAUACCGGCAGCUCAUCGCGGACCGUCGACUCCAUGACCAACGUUACUCGCAUGACCGUGUCGUCCAUUGAUCUAAGCGAAAGCUCCAAAAGUUCGGAGAGUUUUUCGUCUGUGAGUUCGGUGCAGAGUUCUUUGACGUCGACCAGUUCGGAGGAAGUCGACGACACGGCGACACAUGAGCACGAAUGGAAUGACUUGUGGGCGCAUCAUUACGAGCAGGAGUAUUACGAGCAUUACAAGAAAUUUGCGCAAAAUUCUGUGCAAAAUCACAAGUCAGUAACUGAAGAUAAAUCGCACGACGAGGAUACAAACUUGCUCUCAUCAAUUUUGAGCUUGAUGAGAAUGGACGAGACCAACGAGGACGACUGUUCCGUACCGAAUCAAAUGAAUCUCAUGGGUCUACCCACAAGUUUCGGUAGCAGAAAGUUGAAAAAGGCGGUGCACACGCCCAGGUCCAACGUUAAAAAAGGAGAGCAGUCUAGUAGAGAUCAAAUUCGAGCGGCUUUCAAUUUGAUCGGAAUGCGGAUACAGGAGAGUAAUAGCGAGGCGCUUGUCGGUUCCUUCGAUUAUAAAAUGAAAAAUAUACAGAGACAGAAUGAUAUGUUGAAGAUGAAUAAACAUAUCAGGUUCGAUGAUGACGGGUUAAUCAUUCCGGAAGAGGACGAGGUGACAGUACAAAAUUCCCACCAAGAUGAACUUUUAGGAAUUAUUCCAAGUUCUAGUACGGAAGACGAAGCGGAAACGGGCGGUAACGAUCUGAACAACGAGACGAAUAGGCGCAAUCGCAAAAGGCGGAAAAAGCGAAAGCGCAAACUGGAUCUUCCACUCGAAAUAGCGGAAAAUCCGAAAUUGCGCAAGUUUUGGCAGCGCCGCUACACGCUAUUUAGUAAAUUCGACGAGGGGAUUCGGCUCGACGAAGAGAGCUGGUUUUCUGUCACCCCCGAGCUGAUCGCGAAGAAUACGGCUCGGCGAUUGCGUUGCGACGUCGUAAUCGAUGCAUUUUGUGGAGCCGGUGGAAAUACGAUCCAACUGGCGCAAACGUGCAACAGAGUUAUUGCUAUCGACAUUGACGUAAACAAAAUUAAUUUCGCAAAGCACAACGCGGAAAUCUACAAAGUGGCGGAUCGCAUCGAGUUUAUAGUGGGCGACUUUUUCCAGCUCGCCAAAAGUUUAAAGGGCGACGUCGUGUUUCUAAGCCCCCCUUGGGGAGGGCCGGAAUAUUUAAAUCGGUCCACAUACGAUUUGGAAUACUUACAACCGCGCCCUCUAACAGCACUGAUGGAAGCUGUAAGAAAAGUUACACAAAAUGUGUGCCUGUUCCUUCCAAGGAACUGCAACACUUACCAGCUAAUUACCGCGGCAGGACCUGGCGGUCGUGUCGAGCUAGAACAAAAUUUCCUAAAUAAAAAAUUGGUCGCUUUAACUGCUUACUUCGGAAACUUGAUUAAGGAAGUUUAAUUUUAGUAUUUGACGACAUUCAUUUUGAAGUAUGUGUCCAUUGCAUCUCACAUUGUAAUUAUUUUUGUGUCUUAUGUGGCGUUCAUACCUUUUGAAGUUUUUUAAAAUAAAUAUUUGCAUACUUUUUACUUA